UCCUGGCAUCACUGUUUGUCUACACGGCUGAAGGGAAAUAGAUCAUAACUUUAGUUGUCAAUUUUAUGGAUGGAUCACUUCCGAUUUCACUUAUUAUUUAAAUUCAAUAAAUUACUAAUUAUUAUGUAAGUAGGUAGUAUGAAAUUUUCGUAUCGCGAAGUUGAGUGGUUAUAAAUUUUGCGUAAAUCGUGACAGGGUUGUGAAUAGCGACAAAUAGUGAUAUAGUAUAGACAAUGUGUUCUUCAAAUUAAACUUGUUUUAGAAGAAAGAAGCAGUAGCUGUGUGACUGUUUUGUUUAUCAGAAUGUCUUCAAGUAUCACGGUGAAGCAGAUACCUCUGGAGGAGGAGUAUAAGAAGCCGAACGGCAUUACCCCUGAGGACAUCAGCAAACUGCGAUCAUGGCUGCAGACACAACCGCACCUGCCUGCUGACCACAUCACAGAUCUGGAUCUGAUCCUGGCGUACAACUGCUGCGAUCGGAGCGCGGAGGUGUCCAAACAACUGAUAGACUUGCACUUCACGUUGAAGACACUCUUCACCAGCUACUUCCAGAACAGGGUCGUCGACGACAAGGUGGAUAGGGCCUUGAACAGUUUGUUGGUAACACCUCUUCCAACUCGGACGAAAGAGGGCUAUGCGGUGCUCUAUGCGAACUUCUUAGAGAAGGAUGCCAAGAACUUUCACCUGGGAGACGUUAUCAAGACAGUAGUGAUGAUCCUGGAUGUCUGGCAGUACGAGGAGGGGUCGUGGCCGGGGUUCAUCAUCCUGUAUGACCUGAAAAGCCUGACCUUAGGGCACAUGGCCAAGUUUGAUCUCAGCAACGUCAGCCAGUAUUUGUACUAUUUGCAGAACGGUCUCCCAGCGAAUCUCCGAGGGGUCCACUACCUGAACGCCCCCGCAUACAUGGACAGGUUCAUGACGAUCAUCCGGCCGUUCUUGAAGGCCAGCCUGAUGCAGCUGAUACACAUCCACCAGGCGGGGGCGACGACCUUGGACAGCUUCUUCCCUAUAGAGAAGCUUCCUAAAGAGUCUGGAGGACAGUUUAAGGAGUGUAAGGAGUUGAAAGACGAAAUGAUAGCAAAGCUUCACGCGGCCCAGCCUUUCUUCGAUGAGGAGACCAAGAAGCGUGUGACGGAGUCUUUAAGGCCGGGCAAGCCGAAGACCAUUACCGACAUCUUCGGAGGGGUCGAGGGGUCCUUCAAGAAGUUAGAAGUGGAUUAACCAUGAAGCUGGGCGAAAACGGACCACUUCAAAUUAAUACACACACACACCCACACGCAAUGAGUAAAAUUUUAUAGGUACAGUCAUGAGCAAUAUAAUGUACCCACUUUAGGACUCUGUCGCACUAACAUAUUUGACAUUUAGUGAGACUUACAGUUCAAUUUGUCAAAAAAGUUAAUGUGACAUGGUACCAAAGUGUAUACAUGUUAAUGCUCGUGACCGUACUUAAUAUUAAUAAAUAAUUAAAGCUAGGUAUACUUUUAUAACAUUAUAGAAGGGAAGCUGCAGGGAAGUAGAGGAAGGAGAAGACCAAGACGAGCCUACAUGGGACAGAUUAAGGCAAAGGCAAAUUCAAAUUAAAAAAUAUCUUUAUUCAGUAGGUAACUUUGAAUCGUCAAUUUUUAUAUAACGAACAUCUCAUCCGCCUAAAACUACUGCAGCUUCUCACAACCUGUAUAGCCGGGGAAAAGAAGCUGCAAGAAAAACCUCGGCACAGGGCCCUAGACGUUCUUAAAAAAUAAACAUAAAAUAUUGUUAUACAAUUGAGUAAUUUAGCUGCCUAAUAUCAGUUCUCAGACAGUUAAUCCCAUGCAUUCAUAUCUUCUAAAUAAUCACUAACUUUGUCUUAUAAGGAAGUGAAAUAAUUGGCUUUUGAUAGACAAGAAUGGAGAAUGCUACACCGACAAGAGCGUGGCUCUGAAAUUAGUGAUGAUACUUUUGCGAACAUUUAUUACUUUUAAGAUUGUCGUGUUGUGUCCUUUUUUUAAAUAAACGAUUAAA
Molecule: messenger RNA, 2001 nt
Organism: Pectinophora gossypiella (pink bollworm)
Lineage: Eukaryota; Metazoa; Arthropoda; Insecta; Lepidoptera; Gelechiidae
Product: clavesin-1-like
Exons: 7
Coding region: 304-1221 (305 amino acids)
Cellular component (GO): membrane
Molecular function (GO): phosphatidylinositol bisphosphate binding
Source: RefSeq, a predicted model, not a curated record